Pocillopora meandrina is the source of this 9282-nucleotide messenger RNA. Lineage: Eukaryota; Metazoa; Cnidaria; Anthozoa; Scleractinia; Pocilloporidae. The record is from the annotation of a GenBank genome assembly.
CAAGAACGUGUGCGGUGAAGAUGGCGGACGAACUUACACAUCUUUGCUAAUAAGAUGGAACAUUUCAAAGGCAAGAGAGAUAUUCAGGCAAGUCUAUUCCAUUUGACUGUAACUUCUAUCACUUUUAAUUUUAAUCGAGAGUUCUUUCUUUUUUCUUUUAAAAUUUGUUUCCCGUUAUAUUUUACACUCGCACAACAACUUAUUUUCACCGGUUUUUCUCAAAAUUAUAGCAUCUUUAAAUGAUUUUAAGAGAAGUGAUUUAUGGCACUCUGAGAUUUAGUUUCUGAUUUCCCUACAGGUCCAAGGAACAAAUGACCGUGCUACUCUAAGCAAGUUCUCAACCGUAACACAUGGAUACUAUGAAGAUAAGUUCUUACAGUAUUUUGUCUCCAAGACUGCUAGAAGAGCACCGAUUAUUCAUUGGUCAGUAAUUUAGGGUUUUUCUUCUAACUACCUGACCUAGACUAAUACAAAUGAUUGAAUUUCAAUUGAUGAUUAAUAGGGCCUGAUAGGUUCUAGGUAUCAACUGUCUUUGCUCACUUGGCCAGUGGAGAUAAUCGCAUAUCGAAGUAAAAAAUACAUAUAUUUCCAUGGAAGAAAGCUAACUUGACUCCCUUGAAUGGUCAAUUUUUCUUGUUAUUGUACAUUUGUAUCAAAAAUUAGCUCACGUGAUGUAAUGUGAAAAUGAUUGAUUGGUAUUGGCUAAUCAAUGAAUGUUAUGGAAAAGAAAAUUAACUUUUUCCAGGAUAUAUUGUCACAGAAUGCUUAAAGUGUACAUAUAAAUUCCGGUAUGUGUUCAAAUGCAGGUCAUAUUAUAUAAGGGCAAAGGCAAUACAGUACAUGGUAAAGGGCUUUUUACAGAGCCUGAGGCUGAAAAAAUGUGCAUACAAACAGGUACUUGACAUGAAUUACAAAUGAUUUUGUGAACUAAGAAAAAUAAGGAAUUUUGUUGAUAUUCGACAUCAGCCCCAAAGUUAGUUGUAGUGGCAACUAUACACCAAGAUAAUUUUGCCUUUCUUAAGUUUUUUUUCAAAGAAGUAGCCUAAUUUAUUAGUUGCUUCAAUAAUAGCAAUUAUAUUGAUAUUCUGUAUUUAUAUAUUGAUAUUCAUUCAGAAUCUGUUGAUUUAUUUAAAUGUAACUUACCAUAAGAAUGAAGCAUAAUGAUACACUCAAAAAAUAUAUACCCAAAAUAGGUGAAAUUGUCAGCAGCUGGAUUGAAUUAAGCAAGUAGAGAAUAUUUUGAUUAUGAGGUAGUCUUAAUCUUAUGGUUGUGUGUUAUUCCUCUAUUUUAGAUUGUUUCUGUAGGGGCUGGAUUUGACACACUUUUCUUCUCACUUUCCAGUGAAGCAUUUCUAAAAGACACAAAAUAUUUUGAGGUAAAAUUUUUUUCAGUAUUACAUAACAGAUCUCUUGUUUGUUGACAUUUCUCAGAUUUGGUAAUUUUUUUUUCUGAUUCAUAGAUUGACUUCCCAGAGGUUGCUAAACAGAAAGCUAGUUUGAUUCUUCAGCACAAAGAAUUAUUUCAAGGAAUCGGAAAAAUUUUAACAGAAAAUAAACAGUGGCUUGGAGGAGGUCAGUCACUGGGAAUAUCUCUCCUCUUUCCUUUAUUAUCUCUCACUGUUUUUUCUUUUUCUUUACUUUACUCUGUCUCUCUCAUAUUAAUGUACAUUUGUGUGUACUAUUCUGUCAAUUUAGAGAUACAACAAGUAGUAGUCUUUUAAUUGUUUGUCUGAACACCAUAAGCCAUGCAAUUUUGUAGCAAAUUACCAACUAAAUACAUUUUAUUCAUUUCUGAUUUCCAGGUAUUGAUGGUGAAAAAUAUACGCUUCUGGGAUGUAACCUAAAAAAUCGUUCAAUGCUUGAAAAUUGUCUAUUGAAAUGUGGACUUGACACAUCACUUCCUACUUUAUUAUUGUCAGAAGUUGUACUGACAUAUAUGGACCCACCAGAGAGGUAUUCUCCUGAGCUCUGUUUAUGGUACAUAAGUAAUUUGACUGGUGAAUUUUUGUAGCAUCACACCAACUGAAAGCACUAGCUGUUUUGUGGACCUUAAAAAUAUCAGGGAGAUAUGAUUGUGUUAAAUAUAAUUAUAUGGAUUUUGACAAAUUAGGAAGGAAGAUGAUUAAGAACUCUUUAUUAAGUUUAAAAGUAUUAGAAGCUCAGGAAACAGACUCUGAGGGGAGGAAUUUUAAUUUUACUGGAGAAGCUUCUAUUCCAGUUGUUAACAUAGGUGAUGUGCAUGUGUUUGCAUGCAAAAGAAGUUAACUUAUCUUAUUACAAUGUAAGAAAACUAUGAAACUGACCAAUCAUGACUGACCUAUGCCACUUGAGUCUGACAGCCAACAACAUCACGGCAAAACUAACCAAUCAGUUUAUACAAACCGGACUAAGUACAUUCGACUGACAGCAACCUUUCACUUGACUCUGAUGAUGACUUCCACUCAGGUUGUUGAAAGGUCAGUCGCCAUUACCAACAUUAGUCCUUCUCAGGACUACACUCACCUGGACGAUCAAAUGACACUAUUAAAUGUUACCCCCGGGUUCAAAGCACGUACUGUAAAACUAUGAAUGUUGUUUUUUGUUUGGUUGGUUUGUUUUGAUGAAAGGGCUGGAGGUCUUAUAAUUCAAUGUGAGAAAUGUAUCUUAGUAAUUUGGUAGAUGUGUUAUGAUUAUUAUCUGUUAUGGUUUUCUUUAAUAUUGUCAAAAAGGUGGUACAAGCUUUGUUAUCUCUAACAAUCAAGGAGGCAAAGCCAAAUCACCAAAUUAACCUGUUUUGGCACUUGAUAAGAAAUUUUCUUGACCAACAUAGUUAUCUUUUUUAUUUUUAAUUUAUUUCUGUUUUAGUUCCACAGCCAUAAUUGGAUGGGCAGCAGAUUUCUUUAAAUCUGCCAUGUUUGUAAUGUUUGAGCAGGUAGGGAAUGAAGUGUUUUGCAUCUUUAAUGCCAGCAGGGGUUGGGAAAAUGUGGUAAAGGAUACAGAAAGAGGAAAGCAGGGUCAUUAUCCUGUGAUCAUUAUAACUGUUCUGUCCUAUGGAUAUGUGGGUACAAAAACUACACUAAUACAAGUGGUUUAUUACGUAGGUAUCCCCUCAUGAUCCCUUUGGAAUAAAAAUGUAAGUACUGUACAUUUUUGUAACUUCUGAUUUAUUCCUAGCUCAAUUAUGUGGCAAGUGCGGCUUGUUGUCUUCUAUUUCCAUAAGACCUAAUUAUUUGACAUGACUGGUGGUUAAAAAUAAAGCAGAAGAAGUAAUUGAAUUAUAAACAAAAAAGUCUUUGAAGCAAUUCUAUGAUUCUGUAUCCGUCAAGAUAUUAGUUUCUGCAUGUUAGUACAUUUAUGUAAGCCUCCCGGAAUCUCCUCCUUUGCAAACCAUAUAUCAAAGGAUUGACAGCACAAUUCGCUGCUCCCGUGAACGGCAUAAUGAGAUAAACUUGACGAGAAAGCUUGUACUGGCCUUGAAAUAUGUCGAGAAAUUCAAUUAUAAAAGCUGGAGUCCAACAUAUUACGAAAGCGAUCAGCACGGUGAGGAGAAUUUUCGUGAUUUUCACUUCCUCUGCGUAUGAUUUCUCAUUGUUUACGUGGAUAUUUGAAGGUGCAAUCUGCGAGAAAUGUAGAUGAACUUUGCGGAACACUUUGUAAUAACAAAAUGCAAUGACUGGAUAAGUCAUGGUGAUUAUUACAGUGUAUGGUACGAUGAGAACUGCUUGAUUUUCACUGUCUUGACUCUUACAAGCGAAACACGCGCAUUUUCCGGGAUGGAAACAGAAUCGUUGGGAAACAAAUGGAACUAUAAAUAUUCCAGAAAAGAUUGCACAAAACGCGAUAGAAAUAAGAACUUUGCUUUUUGUGUAAAACCUCUGGUAAAUAAUCACGGACUGCAUCAUUUUUAUGUAACGAUUGACCGCUAUGAGUGUCAUGGUUAUUACUGAAAAACAUGCAAAGUAGUAUGUUAGACUGCCUUGAAUCUGACAAAUCACGUCUCCAAAUGGCCAUCUUCCUAGAAUCACCACAGUUAACCCCAGAGGAAGACAGAGAAUCGUUGACAGCAAGUCUGACGCAGCCAAUGCAAUUACGUAGUAGUUCUGGAUACGGCGGAGCGCAUAAGUUCUGUAAAAUGCCAAACACAGAGUUAUGUUUCCCAUCAGUGCCAAUAUUGUGAUAAUGAAGGCCGAAGUUGUUUCAAAAAUAACUGUCCCUAUCUGUCUGUUUCUAAGCGAUUCCUCAAGAAUUGUUUUCCUGUCUAAAGAGAUAUUCAUUCUGUUGAAAAUCAAAAGAUUCCUUUAAAAACUUUCUUUAAGGUGCAGUGCAUAAUAUCCAAUGCCCCAUUAUAGUUUACUUACGGUUUUAGUGAAAUUUAAUGUAGCCUCUUCUCAACUUGACACUUAAUUGUAAAUUUUGCUAAGUUUUUAAUUUAAAUGUCCUUUUCAUGACACCCUUAUCAGACAUAUUUAGACACCUGUCUGGGGUUGAAAUAACUUGCAUACAAGCCUCUAGUCAAACCGGUAAAUUUUAAAAUGAAUAAGCGUUGAUUUUAAGGAGGAACUAAAUGUGGCACUUCAUGAAUUAAAUGGACCAUUUCAGCUGAUAGCUAUUUCUGACCCAUUGAUGCAAGCGUGCUUAGAUAGUUGACAAAACUAAAUGGACCAUUUCAGCUGAUAGCUAUUUCUGACCCAUUGAUGCAAGCGUGCUUAGAUAGUUGACACAAUUAAAUGGACCAUUUCAGCUGAUAGCUAUUUCUGACCCAUUGAUGCAAGCGUGCUUAGAUAGUUGACACAAUUCCGUAUUUUAUCAACAAUUGACGGGGAAUUUUUCUUUUGUUUCUAUCCUGAUAGAGGUGAAAAAAAAAAAAACAAGACAUGGAUGGGCAAUAAUAUACAUAGCAAAAAGCCUCGUGCGAAGCGUUAUUAAAGCCUGUACCUUGUAGAUAUUAUUCCUGUCAUCCGACUCGGUAAAUAUCCACCACUGUUCAUCUCCCCUUCGGUUAAUAAUCGGCAAUCAUUAUUAAGGGCUGCCAUGUUUAAUAAAUAUUUGGUUUGUGAGAUUCUUUAAUUGCCAUCGAUAUAGCUAUGGAGCGAAUCUUUUAAGAUGCAAUUUAUGAUAUGAUUCUUUCUCACAAUGUGUCAACAACGAAUUUUAUUUAGAGGUAGAUUUGAUAGCAAAAAAACGGUUGAAAUACGGCCUUCUUUCUCAAGUUUUCAUUAAUUCUUUAUUCAAUUAUUAUUCAAUUCAAAUGGUCUUGUCUUUUACAGAGAUUUAAUCACCUGGUACAAAGUGAUUCCCGAUAUCCAAGUUAAAUUUGUAUCGCAUAAAAAAUUAACUGAUUUUUCCUUCGUUACCAGGAUAAACCAUUUUAAAGAUUCAGUUGGAGCUCCUUUGUUUGCCACAGAAGCUUUCCCAACCCGACAAAGUCAAAUACAGCGAUUUAUGGGCGAGGUGAAUUGAAAACAGACACUUUGAUAUUAGUUUGACGUCGUCUUUUCGUUGAGUUCAUCACUUUUUCUUUUCAUUUCGCACUUUAUAGGGAUGGCCUUUGGUCCGAUGUCCAACACUGAAUUUCUUUUACUAUGAUACUUUGCCUGAAGAAGAAAAAAGGCGAGUGGAAAAUGUGGAGCCAUUUGAUGAGUUUGAGGUGAAGUUUUUAGUGAAAUAAAAUCGUAGUCUUACAGUGGCGCGCUAUUUGCCACGUUCAAUUGAUUCGUUGCUGUGUUUUUUAUCUUCUUACUGUUUAUCUAUGUUUUGUAAGUCUUGAAUAAACUCGAAAGAAAACCGUUUUUUUUCAGGAAUGGCACCUGAUGUGUUCACACUAUAUAGUCCUUGCUGCAUUCAAGGGGAUCUGUCAGGAUGUUUGUGAGGAGCUGCUUUCGCAGCUGAAUGGUAGGUGAUUGUAUGAGCCAGCUAACCCAAGAUGCAGGUUCGGUGUCUUAUUCAUUACCUUUGCAUUUGACAUUUUGUUUUUCCUCCUAAUUCAGCAAAAGGGAUCCAUGAUGACUCGUCGCUACAUGAAAAUGUUAAGUGCACAGUUCGAGUUAUGGACGUUGUACCCUCGCGGGAUAAACUCAAAAGGUAACAAUUCUGCUUCUUUAAGUUUCUGACUUCUCUAGCAACUAUUUGAGUUUUAUUCACUUGCUUCGCGACAAAUUUAUACCAUGCUGAGGCAGCUUUUAUUUUUAAAGAAGGACAAGUUAGGCCAGUUUUCGUUUUCUUCGCCGUUGCCCAAUUUUCUUGAUUGAGAAGAAUCCAAGUAGACACUAAUUUUUAGACAACAAACGCCUAAGUAACCUCUCGUUUUGAUAACUAGGCUAGGUCACGCAGCCACUCCUCUUAGUAACGGUGCAGUUCUCAUUACUGGAGGAUUUGGUCUGGAAAAUGGUAAACACCAGCGGCUUGAUGGAAUUCAACUACUGCGAACGGUGGAAGGUAACUAAACAACAACCGUCACUUUUAAUGUUAGGGCAAUACUGAACAACAACUUAAACUAAAAUAGCAACAGUGAAUAUAUAGCUGCUUGGUUAUAUAAGAAUAUCGAUCAGUCUAUUUUUAACUCAAAUGAUCUUCUUCCAGGUAAUUUACACUGUGCAGACAUCUUACCGGAUUCAGAGCGAACACUCGGUAAGAAAGAGAGACGACGUCAUAACCGAAGUAACGUUAGUGGGUCCUUAGUAGUUAAAAACACCUUUUAUACCAAUGCGAUAAACCAUGGAGCGCCGAGUAAGAAAGGUUUAUUUUCUCUUCCCCACCCCCUAUCCCCUUGCUAAUGUAUAUUGGCUCUUUCAACCUUACAAAACACGAUUAACUUUGAAAAGUGGAAGAACCCUAAAAAUCUCCUGGAUAACAAUAUUUAAGUGCAUGCAGCCGACGGCUAAUAGCGAUGGGUUUCCAUGACACUAAUUUUAUCAUCUUUUCAUAUCAGGUGGCCGAAUGUUUCACACUGCUACAAGAUUAAACGAUACUGAUAUACUUAUAUACGGUGGGCGGACAUCACCAUCAAAUCCUUGUAAAGAAACAAUUCUGAUAUCUCUGGACAACAAGGAUGAAACAAAGCCUUUACAUUGUACAAACGGUGAUGUUACCUCUCGUCCAAGUUAUAAAUAUACCAUUUACAGUUGUCAAGGAGAUAUACCAGAACCAAGAUGGCGACAUACAGCAACACAUGUAACCCUUCCCGAUGGUAUGAACGAACUCUUCCUCUUUGCCUGUAGAACCCAAAAGCGACAGAAAGUGUAAUAAGUAUUUGAGCUAUUCAAAGUGUUUCAAGUCAAUACAUAUAUUGAACAACUUAAUUCCAGGUCAUGUGCGGAGAACAGAACACAAAAAUAAGAAGGGCCUUCGUGUCGAUUGAACUGAAAGCAGAAACUCUUAGAAGUUUUAAAGGCCCAAAAGUCUUCAGUACAAAUCCAAGGGGUAGUGGGUUGAGACCUUUGUUAUUUUUCCUCUCUCUUUUCUCCGCUACUAACCACAGGAUGUUCACGCUAAAGAAUUAUUGGGCUGGCUGCGGUCCAGACCAGCUCCUAAGUUAUAAAUUCAACUUUAUUUUACAGGAAGCGAAAGCUUGCUAAUAUUUGGUGGACGUACUUCUUCAUGCCUUGCUCUUGGAGAUUGCUAUUUACUAAAUAUAAAAUCAAAAACAUGGAAUAAGGUACACUAGUUUUUUUUAAGUAACAGAACCCAUCAUGUGGUCAGAAAAGUCACAGAGAAGCUAAAAAAGUAUGCUACACCUUACCGAAGAAAAAGUGUGUCUCUGUUUGUUUCAAUUUUAAUGCAUUGAAGAUUGGUUUUUAUUUAGGAGUCCAUUUCACUUGAAUUCCCAGAUUUUCAUUAAGGGAGAUGCCGCUACCCCACGUCAUUCUCAUAGUGCAUGCGUAUGGAACAAUCAUGUGGUGCUGACAGGAGGCCUGGACGCUAAUCUCCAAGCCUUGAGCAUAGUUCAAACCAUGGAAACUGAUGUAAGGAGCAUUUUGUACUCUUAUCUUGACUGGUUAAAUACACCUAUCACGUGGUACAAAACGGGACAAACUGACAGUCAUACUGAACAGUUUACUGACCGCACUGAAUGGACUCCGGAGGUUUUAACUGGCAAACAGAAAUGAAAUAGUUAUUAGCUCUUGCACUAGUAAGGUUUUAUUGGUCAUACCUAUGAUAAAUUGUAAAGAUACAUGUUUUUGCUGGCUGUUAUUCAAAUGUUGAACAAAGUUAUUUUCCUUCCAAUUCUGUCUCAUUCAACAGUCAGAGACGCAACGAGAACCACUGGCAUGUUGAAACUCACGUAAGGUGAACAUCUUAUCCAUACUUUCUUGCAGGUAAAUUCUGUAAAGCUACGGACUCUAUCUGUUGAUCCUCCCUUACCUCCGAGGUAAUACGUCGACACUGAUACACCUACCUUUUUAAAAUGCUAUAACUUACUUUUCUCGCGAGAGAUGCCCUACAACGCGUGCGGAACUAAAGACACGAUGGACUAUGGAAUAAUUUCACUAUGAAGGCAUUGAACCCAGGAAAUUGGCAUUAUUUUUGUUGGUUUACUUUUUGGUUUGUUUGUUUCAGAUACUCUAACACAGCUCAUGUUGUUGAUGAAAAUCUUUUUCUCAUUGGCGGAGUAAUUCCGAAUUCUUCCCAUCCUGCAGGGGUUGUUGUUUUGAAUCUGAAGAAUCUGACCUGGAAAUCUUACACACUUCCGGUUGGUUUCACAUCAUCAGCUCUUUUUUUUUCUGAUUUUCCAAGUUUUCUUCCAUAGAUAGUUGUCCAUUCAUCUCUUAAUUUGGUAUGCAGUACAAUUGGAAAAAUUGCUUUGUCGUUAAGUUACAAAUUUUUGCAAAAAAAAAAAGGAAAAACUAUCGAGGGUUUCAUUUAUCCCUAUUUUAUGGAAUCGUCAGAAAUUCUGUACUGUCUUUUUCAUUCAAUAAAUUGUUUCAAUUUUUUUAACCAUAUUUUUUUCAAUUUAUCAAGUCUAAAACCUGAUAAGAUAGGUCGGGUAUAUUCAAACAGAAUUUGAAACCUACUAAGUCUACCAGUUAGCGUAAAGGAAGCGUAGAAUUGUUAUUCCGUUCUUAAUUUUUUAAUUAUUUGUUCCUUUGUUAUUUACUUGGAUGUCCGCUUAUUUUCUUCCAGGUGCGUUCAACACCUUCAAUUCCUCUUAUGCUUCACAAUCAUUGCAGUGUCAGGUGGGAAGAUUCGCAAGGUUUUAUGGUUCUUGGCGGUGGAGGAAACUGUUUUUCAUUUGGAACUCAUUUUAACGAUGGGCCAGUGUUUAUUGACUUGCCUCCGCCGGGAGAAGCAGCAGCCUCUAAGUGA